UCUUGUAAUUUUUCAAAAACAUUCAUGGGACUCUCCAACCAAUGGAACAGAUGUGCCUCUCUUCGUUGUCUCUUUCUAGUACACUCGAGUUGGAAAAAUGAUUCAAAGUUUACUAUUCAUCAUAGUUGGAAUCGACACUUGGCCUGCCAUCAUAUAGGUCGUGCCCAAAAGUGGUCUUAUAAAAAUAGAAUUCCAGUAAUAACCUUUUCUUGCUUAGCAACUGACGUUUCCUCGAAAAGUGAUAACAAGAUUACACCAAGAAGCGAAGACUAUUCUGCCUGGUAUUUGCACGUCAUUCAAGCUGCUCAACUUGCAGACCAAAGUGCUGUGAAGGGUUGUCUUGUGAUACGACCUUAUGGUUAUGCUGUUUGGGAACUGUUAAGGGACCACUUGGACAAGUUGAUCAAAGAAACAGGUGCACAGAAUGCCUAUUUUCCAUUAUUUAUUCCUCAAAGUUUUUUAUCCAAAGAAGCUGAACAUGUGGAAGGAUUUGCCAAGGAAUGUGCAGUAGUGACUCACCAUAGGUUGCGAUUGAAUACCAAUUCCACUUUGGAACCAGAUCCUGAAGCUAUGUUAGAAGAACCUUUGAUAGUAAGACCUACUUCCGAGACAUUGAUUUGGAAUAUGUUUCAAAAGUGGAUAAGUUCUUAUCGUGAUUUGCCACUUUGUAUCAAUCAGUGGGCAAACGUAGUACGUUGGGAGUUGAGAACCAGACCUUUUUUACGAACGACUGAAUUUCUGUGGCAAGAAGGACACACUGCACAUACUAAUGCUAAAGAGGCAAUGGAUAAGGCAAAAGAAAUGUUAAAUGUGUAUACUCAACUAUGUGAAGAGUUGUUAGCUAUUCCUGUGAUAAAAGGAUGCAAGUCACCAAGUGAGCGUUUUGCUGGUGCAGAAGAGACUUUCACAAUAGAAGCCAUGAUGCAGAAUGGUUGGGCUUUACAAAGUGGUACGAGUCACUUUUUAGGACAAAAUUUUGCCAAAGCCUUUCAAGUUUAUUAUACGGAUACAUCUAGUCAGGAACAACUGGUUUGGGCUACUUCCUGGGGUGCUUCUACUCGUCUAUUGGGAGCUCUUAUUAUGACCCAUUCAGAUGAUAUAGGUUUAGUAUUACCUCCCAAGGUUGCUCCCAUUCAAGUGAUUAUUAUUCCUAUAUGGAAGUCACAAGUGGAUAAGGAAGAUACUUUACGUGUUUCUCAAAAAUUAUUGGAACAAUUAAAAGGAGCUCAAAUUCGAGCAAAGUUAGAUGAUCGAGAUUAUAUUCGUCCUGGAAGUAAAUACUUUGAAUGGGAAAGGAAAGGCAUUCCCCUUCGAAUAGAAAUAGGACCAAGAGAUGUUGUUGAUGGAGUAGUUACCAUUGCAAGUCGUAUAGGAAACCAAAAGAAAUAUGCGUUACCAUGUAAUGAAAGUUUGACUAUGCAUAUUCAACAACAACUUGAAAAUAUGCAACGUUGUUUAUUUCAGCAGGCCAAAGAACGAAUGGAUUCUCGAACUUUCAGAAAUGUGAGUUUUGAUGAAAUGAAGAGAAGAUUGAAUGAAAAGGAUAUUCAGAAACAGGGCUUUUUCUUGGUUCCUUGGAAAUGCAAUGCUAUUCAUGAAGAAAGGAUAAAAGCAGAAACGAAGGCUACCAUUCGUUGUUAUCCUUUUGAUAUGCAACAUUUGGUAAAGAAUGAAAAAUGUUUCUAUAGUGGUGAACCUGCAACUCAUAUGGCCCUAUUUGCUAGAGCUUAUUAAAGAAAUACCUAAAAUAGUUGAUAUAUCAUUCCAUACUUGAUUGAGUCUUAAGAUAUUUUGUA
This is a messenger RNA of Galdieria sulphuraria, 1796 nucleotides long. Its product is annotated as prolyl-tRNA synthetase. Gene Ontology annotation, biological process: prolyl-tRNA aminoacylation. Bases 25 to 1734 code for a protein of 569 amino acids. Lineage: Eukaryota; Rhodophyta; Bangiophyceae; Galdieriales; Galdieriaceae. Gene Ontology annotation, cellular component: aminoacyl-tRNA synthetase multienzyme complex; cytoplasm. The record is from RefSeq and is a predicted model, not a curated record. Gene Ontology annotation, molecular function: ATP binding; proline-tRNA ligase activity. The transcript has 2 exons.